Molecule: messenger RNA, 231 nt
Organism: Mesorhabditis spiculigera
Lineage: Eukaryota; Metazoa; Nematoda; Chromadorea; Rhabditida; Rhabditidae
Source: the annotation of a GenBank genome assembly
AUGUCUGUUAUGUGUCGAUAUGUGCUGAUUUUCGCUUUGUUGAUUGUUUUGGCUGUUGCUCAAUGGGGACAUCAUUAUCGCCCUUAUGGAGGAUAUGGUGGAUACAGCGGUUAUGGUGGAUAUAGACCCUAUGGACCUUACGGCGGUUAUGGCUAUCGCCCCUAUGGAGGCUACGGUGGCGGAAGUGGAUUCGGCGCCGGUGUGCUGGUCGGCUCGCUUCUUGGUGGACGA